Molecule: messenger RNA, 435 nt
Organism: Bombus huntii
Lineage: Eukaryota; Metazoa; Arthropoda; Insecta; Hymenoptera; Apidae
Source: RefSeq, a predicted model, not a curated record
AUGGGAUUCGAGAUAUUCGAUCACGCGCAAUGUUUCCUGGCGAAACUGACGUCUAAGGGGCACGUGAAAUUUCAUAUAAUCUCAAGUGAGAGCGAUAGAGGGUUGGGUGGGGUGCACGCAGGAACUAUUUUGCUCGUUCCUGUACCGUUCACUGAUUAUGCUUCCGUUUAUAAGGCUUGCCAGGAUUCCAGCUUUUACCGUGAAAUAGUUCUGAAAUAUUUAUUCAUAGUAAUGUUCAUGGCCUUCCUUCUUGUCCUCGUCGUUUCAAUCGUCCUCGUAGCUUCGAUGCCUUCCCCUGGCGGUCAUCACGAACACACGCAUUUCGUCAUUCACGUGCCAGAAUUGAUUCACAAACACCAUCAUACGCAUGUGAAAAAGAUUCACAUAAAACACGAAGAAGAUGAUGGUGGUCACGAUCACGUAGAAGAGUGGUGA